AUGGCGCUGUCCGCCCUCCGUGGGGGCGUGCAGGGCCUCCUGUCGGCGCCAGCCCCUGUGGCUGCUGCUGCGGCUGGUCUUCCUAGCGCUCUGCAGAUGGUCAUUGGCGCCGUGGUGGACGUGCACUUUGAGGGCGACCUGCCGCCCAUCCUGUCGGCCCUGGAGGUGGCCAACCACGAGAUCCGGCUGGUGCUGGAGGUGGCGCAGCACAUUGGGGACCACACGGUGCGCACCAUCGCCAUGGACGCCACCGACGGGCUGAUGCGCGGGCAGGGCGUGAUCAACACGGGGGAGCCCAUCAAGGUGCCCGUGGGCCGCGAGACGCUGGGGCGCAUCAUGAACGUCAUUGGCGAGCCGGUGGAUGAGAAGGGGCCCAUCCCCGCCAAGGUCACCUGGGGCAUCCAUCGCGAGGCGCCGCUGUUUGUGGACCAGGGAGUGGAGCAGGAGAUCCUGACCACCGGCAUCAAGGUGGUGGACCUGCUGGCGCCCUACCAGAAGGGAGGCAAGAUCGGGCUGUUUGGCGGCGCGGGCGUGGGCAAGACCGUGCUCAUCAUGGAGCUGAUCAACAACGUGGCCAAGGGGCACGGUGGCUUCUCCGUGUUUGCGGGCGUGGGCGAGCGCACCCGCGAGGGCAACGACCUGUACCGCGAGAUGAUUGAGUCUGGCGUCAUCAAGCUGGGAGACAAGCAGAUGGAGUCCAAGGUGACGCUGGUGUACGGCCAGAUGAACGAGCCGCCCGGCGCGCGCGCCCGCGUGGCGCUGACUGGCCUCACCGUGGCCGAGUACUUCCGCGACGAGGAGGGGCAGGACGUGCUGCUGUUUGUGGACAACAUCUUCCGCUUCACGCAGCUGGGAAUCUACCCGGCGGUCGACCCGCUGGACUCGACCUCCCGCAUGCUCAACCCGCGCAUCCUGGGCGACGAGCACUACGGAGUGGCGCGUGGCGUGCAGAAGGUGCUGCAGGACUACCGCAACCUGCAGGACAUCAUCGCCAUCCUGGGCAUGGAUGAGCUCAGCGAGGAGGACAAGAUGACGGUGGCGCGCGCCCGCAAGAUCCAGCGUUUCCUCUCCCAGCCCUUCGCCGUGGCGGAGGUGUUCACCGGCACGCCUGGCAAGUACGUGGAGCUGAAGGACACGAUUGCCGACUUCAAGGGCGUGCUGGACGGCAAGUACGACGACCUGCCCGAGAUGGCCUUCUACAUGAACGGCGACAUCAAGGAGGUGAUGGACAAGGCCGACCGGAUGGCGGCGGAGAUUGCGGGCAAGUAG
Molecule: messenger RNA, 1269 nt
Organism: Chlorella variabilis
Lineage: Eukaryota; Viridiplantae; Chlorophyta; Trebouxiophyceae; Chlorellales; Chlorellaceae
Exons: 13
Coding region: 1-1269 (422 amino acids)
Biological process (GO): proton motive force-driven mitochondrial ATP synthesis; proton transmembrane transport
Molecular function (GO): ATP binding; ATP hydrolysis activity
Source: RefSeq, a predicted model, not a curated record